Molecule: messenger RNA, 418 nt
Organism: Paramecium sonneborni
Lineage: Eukaryota; Ciliophora; Oligohymenophorea; Peniculida; Parameciidae
Source: the annotation of a GenBank genome assembly
AUGGGAAAGGCUCAUAAAUCUAAGGGAUACAGAUUGGAAAAUACAAUUUCAAAAAAAGAGUUUCUUGAAUUUAGAAAAAUACUUGGGAUGCCUUAAUUUGAAUUGACAAAUAAAAAUUGUAAUUUAAUGAAAAUCUAAGCAUUGCAUAUAAAUAAUGAUGAUGAUAUUAAAUAGAUUAAUCCAAUUGUAUAUUUUAUAUUAAUUAACUUAGAAACCAAUACCUGAAGUCAAAUUAUAAAAAUAUCUCUUACAAUGUUAACCAAGUGAUCAAUCAAUUAUUAUUUCCUUAAAUAAGAUUAAUAAUUUUCUUAAUCAAUAAGGAAAAGUCAAAAGCAUUGUUUAAAACAAAGAAGAAGAUAAAUAUAAAAAAUAAAAUAGUUUAAGCACUGAAGUUUAGUUUUCUAAUAAAGAUGAUUGA